Molecule: messenger RNA, 2400 nt
Organism: Drosophila ananassae
Lineage: Eukaryota; Metazoa; Arthropoda; Insecta; Diptera; Drosophilidae
Gene: Klp59C
Product: kinesin-like protein Klp59C
Exons: 1
Coding region: 229-2211 (660 amino acids)
Biological process (GO): microtubule-based movement
Molecular function (GO): ATP binding; microtubule binding; microtubule motor activity
Source: RefSeq, a predicted model, not a curated record
CACAGACUUUUCCGUCAGUUUCACAUUGGUAAUCCCCAGAUAGGUACAGAACUACAGGUAGCAAUCUAUGAAAUCGGCCCAAAAAGAAUGCACAAACGUUUCGAGAAAAUUUGCAGUCACACGAUCACAUUUGUUGUAGAAGUCGGAGUCGAGAGGUGCUGAAACGGAAUCUGCUGCAGGACUUGGAGGGGUGCUUGGAAGAUUUGAAUUGGAGAGAGAGUCAGGACCAUGGAUAAUCUGAAGAUUGAGCAGAAGGUGCUGAUCCGGCGCUCAGACGGAAGGGUGCAUAUGGCCAAGAUCCUCAAGCUGGACGGCAGCGGCAACAAGAUGGUCACCGUAGAGUGGGUCGAGGGGCACGUGGUGCGCGGCAAGGAGCUGCCUGUGGAGGUACUGAUGCUGACCAAUCCACAGCUUUUUGAUGCCCCGCGACGCAGUCCAGAUGUUCCGGAAGUGGGGGUCCGCGCGGAGGGAACCAACCAAACUGCCUCCAUUCGUCCCCGUUCGAUGGUGCUCGGCGGAGUGAAGAACCGCCUGCUGGAGAAUCUCAUGAAGGCCCGUGUGGCGAACCCCCCGCCACGUCUGCCCUCCAUUCGCAGGGACAGGGUGAUGGCCCCACCAGUCGAGCGGGUGCGGACUAAUAUCGAUCGGGUGCGGGAGCAAAGGGAGCGGAGACGCGAACAAACUGCUCGGACCCGCGAGUUGAAGGACCAGCAGCGGAAGGAGGACCCCGGAAACCCCAACUGGGAGAUUGACAGGAUGAUCCGGCAGCAGAAGCAGGAUAUAAUGAACCAGCCCAUGAAGGCUUCCGAGUCGAAGGAGCCGCGGAAGCAGCACGAGAUCCUGGUAUGUGUCCGGAAGCGACCUUUGAACCGCAAGGAGAUGGCCCAGCGGGAGCUGGACGUGAUCAGUGUGCCCAACAACGAGUGCCUGGUGGUGCACGAGCCGCGCAAGCAGGUCAACCUGAUCAAGUACGUGGACAACCACUCGUUCCGGUUCGAUUACGUCUUCGACGAGGAGUGCUCCAAUACCACGGUCUACCAGAAAACAGCCCGUCCGCUGGUGCAGCACGUCUUCGAGGGCGGCAUGGCCACCUGCUUCGCCUACGGGCAGACUGGGAGCGGCAAGACUUACACCAUGGGUGGUGAGUUCCACGGGCGGCAGAAGAGUCCCGGCGACGGGAUCUACGCCAUGGCAGCAAAGGACUUCUUCGCACUGCUCUCGACGCCGCCCUACGCAGCCCUGAAGCUGAAAGUGUGCUGCAGCUUCUUCGAGAUCUACGGCACCAAAGUGAGUGACCUGCUCAUGCCGGGGAAGCCCAUCCUGCGAGUCCUGGAGGACGGCCACAGACAAGUCCAAGUGGUGGGCCUCACAGAGAAGCCCGUGACCAGCACCAACGAAGUCCUGGCCUUCCUUGAGCUGGGCAACAGUGUCCGCACCUCGGGCCAGACUUCGGCCAACUCCAUGUCCUCCCGGUCACACGCCAUCUUCCAGAUCCUCCUGCGCGCCUCGCAGAACAACCGCUUGCACGGCAAGUUCUCCCUGAUCGACCUGGCUGGAAACGAGAGGGGGGCAGACAACUGCUCCGCCAACCGGCAGACCCGGCUCGAAGGCGCGGAUAUCAACAAGUCGUUGCUGGCGCUGAAGGAGUGCAUCCGCGCCCUGGGGCAGCGUAACUCCUCGCACCUGCCCUUCAGGGGCUCCAAGCUCACCCAGGUCCUGCGCGACUCGUUCAUCGGGGGCAAGAAGGUGAAGACCUGCAUGAUCGCCAUGAUCUCUCCGGGCCUGCAUUCGGUGGAGCACACCCUGAAUACCCUGCGCUACGCGAAUCGGGUCAAGGAACUCACAGUCGAGUUGGUAACCCGCCGGACACCGAACACCGUGGAGGCCAUGCCACAGUCCUCUUCCGGGGACGACGAGACACCCACCACCGAUCCCGGCUCUCAGCCAGACGUCAUCUAUUCCAGCACCGUGCCGGAGCAGUAUCCCCUGGCCAAGUCGUCCACCUCGCUGGCCAAGGACGUGGGCCGAGUCAUGCGCGAGAGUCCUGCGCGUCAAGGAACCAGCCUCAACGAUCUGAACGUUCCCCAGCGACGGGUCCCCAAGCUUCCCGCUGCUCCCAACUAUGUGCGGCCCGCCCGCGACACCCGGCAUCCAUCCACCAUCCUCCUGGCCAACUCUCUGGCCACGUACCGCGGAAGCAACUUUCCAUAGGUACUCGGGCCGCGAACGCCAAUCGAACUCCUCAAUCGAAUUCUACAACAGCCAUUUUGUUCGGACUCACGACCAACGCAUUGAGGCACUUCCCCCGAACACAUCCUCCACAAAUAAACUGGCUCUUCAUACCCCCGUCAAAAUUCAUUGUGUGCCUAGGAAAUAAAUACCCUAUAUGUAGGAAGCAUA